Messenger RNA from Frankliniella occidentalis (western flower thrips), 2933 nucleotides. RefSeq names its product xylosyl- and glucuronyltransferase LARGE1. Bases 390 to 2426 code for a protein of 678 amino acids. The transcript has 14 exons. Gene Ontology annotation, molecular function: glucuronosyltransferase activity; xylosyltransferase activity. NCBI's taxonomy places the organism in Eukaryota, Metazoa, Arthropoda, Insecta, Thysanoptera, Thripidae. Gene Ontology annotation, biological process: protein O-linked glycosylation via mannose. The record is from RefSeq and is a predicted model, not a curated record.
UUUUGUGUCCGGGAACUGCUGUCCAAACACAACAAAAGGGAAUGUUGUUACUGCUUUCAGCUAUAAACUGAUGGUUCUUACUGUUUCUUUAGUGCAAAAGUUAACGCAUUUAAUUUUGUUUGGUAUAUAGUGUACUGGUGAGAACAAUUACUAGAAGGUUGUGUUGUUGACAGCGGUUUUGACAAGUCGAAGCUUAAAAAUCUGCCAAGAUUAGCCGCCGACGUUUGAACCAUGGAUUGCUGUGCUCAGUGGCUCGACACUGGUUGAGCAGUUUUCUUUUGGGCGCAUUAGCAGCUUUUCUACUUUGUUAUUAUGCUGUAAAUAGUAAAUCAGGAAACUCUAGUCACAGUACAGAGCAUGAUCCUAUUCUAUCUGGAAAACUUCACUCAAUGGAAGUAGAGAAUGAUAUUUUGAGGCGUCAACUUGACACAUACAAAGAAGAGCUUGCGUCACACUUACAAAGUGAACCACCCAUCAAUCUUGCUCCUGAUAUUGUUCCCCAACAAGCAAAUCAUCAUUCAUCACCCUCUGCAACUUCUGGAGGACUUUGUGGUGACAAGGAAGCAUACAUACCUAAAUGUGAAGUUGUACAUGUGGCCAUUGUAUGCGCUGGCUACAACGCUAGCAGAUCAGUGGUGACGCUGUUUAAAUCUAUAUUGUUUUAUAGAAGAAAUCCUCUUCACUUCCAUCUUUUGGCAGACUCAGUUGCUCAGAUUGUUCUUCAAAAGCUAUUUCAAACUUGGAACAUUCCUCAAGUGGAGGUCAGUUUUUAUCUUGCUGACAGUGUGGUACCUGAUGUCUCAUGGAUCCCAAAUAAGCACUAUUCAGGAGUUUAUGGUCUAAUGAAACUUACUCUACCAAAAGUCUUACCUAGCAACCUUAAACGGGUCAUUGUUCUCGAUACUGAUGUAACUUUUGCCACUGAUAUUGCUGAAUUAUGGAAAAUAUUUUCACAGCUUCGAGACAAACAGGCAAUUGGUCUUGUGGAAAACCAAAGUGAUUGGUACUUGGGAAAACUGUGGAAAAAUCAUAGACCAUGGCCAGCAUUAGGAAGAGGGUACAACACAGGCGUUAUAUUACUUGAACUUGGGAAACUUCGUAAAAUUGGUUGGGGACAACUGUGGCGUCUUGUUGCAGAAAAAGAUCUAACAACAUUACUGUCUACAAGUUUAGCAGAUCAAGAUAUAUUUAAUGCAAUAAUAAAGACACACCCAGAUCUAGUAUAUAACCUUCCCUGUCAGUGGAAUGUGCAACUUUCUGAUAAUACAAGAUCAGAGCUCUGUUACACUGAAGUUACUGACUUGAAGGUUAUUCACUGGAAUUCCCCUAAAAAACUCAAAGUAAAAAAUAAACAUGUUGAGUUUUUCCGGAACUUGUACUUAACAUUUCUGGAGUAUGAUGGAAAUUUACUUCGACGUGAAUUAUUUGGUUGCAAUUACACCAGCACACAAUCAGCUGUAAAGGAACAUCAGCUUAGUAUGCUUAAUGAGGAGGACCCAUGUUAUGAUUUACGCCGAGCUCAAGUUCGCUCCCUUCGCACGCACCUCUAUUUCCUAGAUUACCAAUAUGAACCAUCUCCAGAUGGAAUUGAUGUCACUCUUGUUACACAAUUGUCCAUGGAUAGGUUACAAAUGGUAGAGCUAUUAUGUCAACAUUGGGAAGGUCCCAUCAGCCUGACACUCUACCUAUCUGAUGCAGAAGCACAACAGUUUCUUUUGUAUGCCUUAAGUUCUCAAUUAUUAAGUAGCCGUAAGAAUAUUGGAUUUCAUAUUGUUUACAAGGAAGGAAACUUCUAUCCGGUGAACUUGUUGAGAAAUGUUGGGCUUCAACAGGUUGAUACUCCAUAUGUCUUUUUAUCAGAUGUGGAUUUCUUACCAAUGUAUGGACUUUACCCAACUCUUAAAAAAGCCAUUCAAGCACAAAACUUACAAAAUGAGGAAAAGGCUCUUGUGAUCCCAGCCUUCGAAACUCAACGAUAUCGAAUCACCUUUCCCAAAAGUAAGGCUGAACUUCUACAUAUGUUAGAUAUGGGGACAUUGUUUACAUUUCGUUAUCAUGUGUGGACAAAAGGGCAUGCACCAACAAACUUUGCAAAGUGGCGCACUGCCACAACCCCAUACAAGGUUCAGUGGGAGCCAGACUUUGAGCCUUAUAUUGUUGUUCGAGCAAGUGUUCCUCAAUAUGACACAAGGUUUGUUGGUUUUGGAUGGAAUAAGGUUUCACACAUUAUGGAACUAGAAUCACUUGGAUUUCAGUGGGUUGUGUUACCAAAUGCUUUUAUGGUACACAUGCCACAUGCCCCAAGCUUUGAUAUUGCCAAGUUUCGAGGAUCAAGUCAGUACAGAAGGUGUCUAAAAGUUUUGAAAAGUGAGUUUGUAAAGGAUCUUAAUAAAAAGUAUACUAAGCACUUCAUCAUUGAUCAGUAAUGUGCCAUCUGCUUCUAGUCAAGCUUUAUUACUGUAAAUGUAUGCCACAUCUAUAGUAUUUCAUGUCUUACUAAAUCAGUGGGUUGCAACAGCAUUAAUUACACUCAUUCUGGUCUGAAUUUUUAAACCCACUGUUUUCUUAAGAAUUCUUCAUUAAUUUUUUUAAAUUGUAUUAUAAACUUAACAUUUGCCAUGCAAGACUUAAUGCCAAAUAUGUUUUAAUCAAACAUUGUUGAUCUCCAUCUUUCGUAUUGUGUUGUUUCAUUUCCAUGUACCUUGAUUUCUCAUUUUUAUAAAACUAUUUUUUGAUUUAAGUUCAACAUAUUUUGCGCCAGUCGUGGAGAGUCGUGAGAGUGAAAUAUCAUAUAGUUAAAAAUUGCUGUUUCUUAUUACAAAUGCGGUCAUUGUAUUUGUUUCCUUGAUACUCAGUGUGUAUAAUUUAGUGCGAUCAACAUAUAUAUUGUGUUUAUCAGAAAUAAAAAGUAUUAGUUUCCUAAGGAGCCUGAA